GAUUAUUCACUGUUGUUCUGAAGUUUAUUUGUAUACUGAAGUCAAGGAUUAUUAGUACAGGAUACACUAAGAUUUUUGACCAAGUCACGGAUUUUGGCUAAAAAUCAGAUUUCAGGGUGGGUGGAGUGGCAAACUGAGUGCCUUCCCUUUCAAAUAGAGCAGAGGAUGUGUCCCAGUGAGUAAUCCACACAGAAGGAAGCAGGAGGGCUGGAGACUCAACUCAGCCAUCGUCUUGGAGCUCUUGUCUUCUCCCCUUCGGUUGGGGACAUUGACCACUCUUCCCAACUUGAAGUCAUCCGGAGCGCCAUCUGCUGCUUAGUGGGGACUUCACAUCACGUGUACUGAUUCCUCUCCAGUAAUCUCAACAUUGCUCUUAAUUGAUAAAAAAUGACACCGUGGAUCUUGGCAUUUCUAACAGUUCCCAUAUAUUUCACAUCAGCUAUAGAUAGUGAACCAUCUUGGGGCCUGGAAAAUGAGGCUUUAAUUGUGAAAUGUCCAAAUAACGUGCAAUCUCAUUACCCUGUGGAAUGGUAUCACUCAACAACAAACCAAAGAAUUUCUACCCAGAAAGGAAAUCGUGUAUUUGCCUCAGGGGAACUUCUUAAGUUCCUACCAGCGAAAGUCAACGAUUCUGGAAUUUAUGCUUGCAUUAUCAGAAGUCCCACCCUCAGUAAUAUUAGAUAUGCUAAUGUCACCAUAUAUGAAAGACAACCAGAUUGCAGGAUUCCAGAUGAUUUCAUAUAUUCAACAGUACAUGGAUCAGAAAAAAAUGCCAAAAUACAUUGUCCUAAAGUUGAAUUCUACAAUUGGACAGCACCUCUUGUGUGGUUUAAGGGUUGUAAGGCCCUGCAAGGACCAAGAUACAUGACACACAGGGCGUAUUUGGCCAUUGACAACGUGACAAGUGAUGAUGCAGGGGAUUAUACAUGUAAAUUAGUACACAGUGAAAAUGGAGUCCAUUACCCUGUGACAGCAACCAGAUCGUUGAUAGUCAAAGAGAAGCAAGGCUUUUCCAUGUUCCCAGUAAUUUUAGCUCCUCCACCAAAUGAAACAAAAGAAGUCAAAAUAGGGGAAACAGCAAACCUAAUGUGCUACGCUUGCUUUGGAAAAGGCCCUCAGUUCCUUGUUCAUGUCCUGUGGAAAGUUAAUGGAAGUAACGUAAGAGACUUUGGUGAUGCAAGAAUCCAAGAGGAGGAAGGACCCAAUGAAAGUUCUAGCAAUGAAAUGACUUGUCGCCACAAACUCUUAAGGAUAACUGACGUGAAUGAGACGGAUUUAUCUCUGCAGUUCGACUGUGUGGCCCUGAAUCAUUAUGUUAUGAAAAGGCACACCACGAGACUAAGUCGGAAAAAGCCAAUUAAUUAUCAGAGCACCUACCACCUAGUUGCUGGAGGUAGUAUAUUGUUAGUGUUAAUCACUGUCUUGGUGAUCAUCCUAAAAGUGUUCUGGAUUGAGGUGAUUCUGCUCUGGAGAGACACAGUUCGACCUUACAAAACUAGGAAUGAUGGAAAGCUCUAUGAUGCUUAUGUUAUAUAUCCACACGAUUACCAACAGAGUUCAGAGGAGAUCAGUUCUGUGGAAUAUUUUGUUCAUCAGAUUAUGCCCAAUGUCCUUGAAGAUAAGUGUGGAUAUAAAUUAUGCAUUUAUGGGAGAGAUCUGCUACCUGGAGAAGAUGCGGUCACCGCGGUGGAAUCCAGCAUAUGCAAGAGCAGGCGGCACAUUUUCAUCCUGUCUCCUGUCAUCGUGCACAGCAAAGAGUUUGCCUACGAGCAGGAGAUCGCCCUGCACAGCACCCUCAUCCAGAAUGACUCCAAGGCGAUCCUGAUUGAGAUGGAGGCUCUGAGCGAGCCAGACGCUCUGCAGGAUUCUCUCAAGCACCUGAUGGAAGUGCAGGGCACCAUCAAGUGGAGGGAAGACAAUGUUGCCAACAAAUGGUCCCUGAAGUCCAAGUUCUGGAAGCACGUGAGAUACCAAAUGCCUGUGCCGCACAAACUGCCCAGAUAGACUCCCAGUGUGGCUUCCUGGGAGGGCAACAGCGCUUGGUUUUAUGGACGAAUGCAUCCGAGUUUGUAUCUCAGUCUGUGUUGCUCUGCUUUUAAAGUAAAUAAAUAAACU
This is a messenger RNA of Oryctolagus cuniculus (rabbit), 2115 nucleotides long. RefSeq names its product interleukin 33 receptor (gene IL33R). Gene Ontology annotation, molecular function: interleukin-33 binding; interleukin-1 receptor activity. NCBI's taxonomy places the organism in Eukaryota, Metazoa, Chordata, Mammalia, Lagomorpha, Leporidae. The record is from RefSeq and is a predicted model, not a curated record. Gene Ontology annotation, biological process: signal transduction.